AUGAUUUAUAUUGUUGAACGUAUAUCACAACGUUCUAAAGAACUAAAUAAUCAGCGUGUCUUCAUCUCAACUAUCUUUCAAAGUAGACAACUAAUUAUUGAAAAUGGUUUGAAUUUAGGUGAUAUCGAUCAAUUAGUUACAACGUCAACCAAUACAGUUCAAUUAUCAACUUUAACAGAAACUGAUGGUACAUCACCAUUAUCAACUACAAUUGUACCAACAACAAAACCAAUAGAGACUAAUUAUCCACCAUCAUCUUCACCAAGUUUAGAUACACCACCAACACCACCAGCAACAGAACCAGGUUCAUCGCCGUCAUCACCACAAACAUCAAGUUUAGAUAUACCACCAACACCAUCAACAACAGAACCAGGUUCAUCGCCGUCAUCAACACCAACACCAGAUUCAUCACCGUCAUCGUCACUUGCACCAACUUCACCAUCACCAACAACAUCUCCCACUUCUACAUCACCAAAUUUCCAAACAUAUAUUAAAUAUGAUGAAAAAAUUGAAGGAUUACGUGUCUUUUCAACUACAAAUUUUCCUAACGGGACAAUAAUAAUGCGACUAGUCAAGCCAUUAUCAGUUGAAAAUGUCCAAUGCUUCGAACCAAUGAUUUACUUGCGCAUUAUUUACAAUCAAAAUAAUAUAAUAGAAGUUCCUCCAAUUGAAAACAUACCAGGAUUUAAUUUUUGUUUAUAUGGAAAAAAAUUAGGAGAAAAACCAAAUGAUUUUUUAUUUGAUCAACAGCACCAAUUUGAUUUGAUUAGGGUUUAUCCUUUAACUAAUAAAUUUCUGUUUAUAGUGUGGUUAAAUGAUAAAAAUGCAGCAAGUAAUGAUUAUGAGGAAGUUGGAUCUAUUUAUGAUCUUAAUGGAAAGCUAUUCAACAAAUAUUCAUUAUCAAGGAUUAAAUUUUCAGAUAUUGAUACUUCAUCAGUAGGACAUUGUAUAAUAAAUGCUAAUCCCGAUUUAGGAUUUUUGUGGGUUAAUCGUAUUGCAGAUGAUGUGCUUCAAUUGACAAAAUAUUCUUCACCAGAUUUAGAUGGGAACUUGUUUAAACUUGAGAAUCAAUUUAAUUUAAGUGUUACAGCAAAUCAUUUCUUAAAGAUAUUUCAUACAUCAGAUAAUGGUUAUGGUAUAGUUUCAGCAGGUCCUGCAACAUUGGAUGCAGUCACAAAAUUUAAUAAUACACAACCAUCAUCAGAAUUGGUUUAUCCACAAUACAUAAUAACAACAAGAUUUAUCAGAGCAGAAAGUUCAAUACCAACUGAAACCUCGGUAAUAUAUUCAACAGUUGCACCAAUUUAUUCAUUAAGCAUAGAGUUAUGUGUAGAUGAAUUAAUUAAACCUGGUAUUUAUUGUAUAGUCAAAAUAAUCACAGAUAAAUCAGACACAGCCUUAACUUAUUAUUUGAAAAUUUUUUUUUUAUCAAAUGGAAGCACAAAAAAUGUCACUGAAUUAUCAUAUAACACGCAAGAAUAUGACAUUGAAUACAUAUUUAGACUAUAUUAUGGGGGAAAUUUGAUAUGUGCUUACCAUAAAGAUAGUGAUAAUAUUGGAGGUGGUACAAAUGAUGAUACUUAUUAUUAUAUGUUUGUUUAUAAUGAUGAUGGCAUUUUCAAUCAAACAAUUGAUCUUCCAAUUAAAUUAAAAAAUAGUGAAAGAAUUUCAUUUGGGUUAUUUCCUAAUGAUACAGCUUGGAUAUUUACUGAUAAUAAAAAUGAUAAUAAUUGGUCAUUGCUGACAUUUAAUACAGUGAAUAUAACUUCUCAAGGCAACGAUCACAAUAGUAUGAAUAAUUUAAUGAUUAAUACUACAAUUCCUUUGGUUGAUUCCACAAUAAGUGUGGGAAGUACAAACCUUAGUAUAUCAUAUUAUAAUCCUAUUAUUUUAUCAAAUGGAAACAUUUCUAUUUAUCAAACAAAUUUAGAAAAUAGAUAUAAUAUAAGUGAAGAUAUAUUAAGACAAACAUUCAGUGCAAAAUCACAAUAUUGUACACUGAGUAACGAUGAUAAGACAAUAUCUUUCAAAGUGUUGGAUAGUAGUUUUGGUUUUCCUAAUACUGGAUAUUACGUUGUUAUUGAUAAUGGUUUUGUUAAAGAUAUUGCAUAUGAAGAAAGUUUAUUGGGUAUUCAAGAAAAUAUUUGGAAAUUUCGUACAAAGAAAGAAUCAGCAUUGGUGCGUCUAACACUGAAUGGAUCAUCGUAUUAUUCUAAUUUAUUAAAGAGUGAACAGUAUGAUUUUUUAUAUAAUUUACGUGGUGAAAUGGCAAAAUCUAUUCCAGUAGAACCUGAAAUAAUUGGUAUAGUCGAUAGAUAUCAAUGGGACCCUGAUAUACCAAAACAAUUGCUAUUAAAGUUCGAUGUGUUUGCAGACGAUAAUAAUAAUAAAAGUGUUAUAGGGAUAAUAAAAAUAUUAGACACAUUAAUUAGGAAUAUGGAUAUUACAUCAAUAUCACAAUUUAAGUAUACAGGAUCGUUAGAUGCAAGUAGUGUAUGGGACAAAUAUGGGUUAAAAUUGCUUGCAAUUGGCGGAACAUUAUUAUUCUUGGGUAUUUUGGCUUUGUUUGCAUAUAGAAAACACGAAGAUGGUAAUAGUUUUGUAACAUUUAAAGUAUUAUUGAUAAAUUUGGAUUUCGUGAUAGAUCUUGCUUUCGUAUCCACUCAUUCAAGGGAUAUAUUUCUCUUGUUUUAUUUCAGUUUAUUUACAUUUAUAAUACCAUUAGUCUUUAAUAUGCUGAUGGUAUUUUAUAUUAUCAUAAAAGAACUAUCCAAUAAUCAGCCAUUUUAUGGUUGGUACAGAAAAUAUCAUAAUGUUGCUGCAAUAUUCACGUUUCUUGCUGCAAUAGAUGUAGAAUCUUUAUCAAUGAUUGAUAGUAAAUUGGGUGAAUUGGAUGCAUUUGAUGCUCCUAUCUCUAACGGGAUGGAAUCAUGGAUUAAAUGGAUAAAUGCAAUCAAUUUUUUUAUUGAAGACACCCCUCAUUUAAUCAUUCAGAUGGUUUAUAUAAAUCUUUCAGUAAAUUACGAAAUAAUUCCAUUUUUAAAUUUAUUAUCAUCCUCAUUAAUAGUUGCGUGUAUAAUACUAAACCAUUUAUUUAGAUGGUUGAGUGAGUUUUUAACGAGUGACGAAUAUUCUACAUCAACCUCUUCGUUUAAUGGUAGUGGUAGUGGUAGUGGUGCUGGCCUUAUUAACCAUAGUAGACCAAUGUCUGAAGUAAUGACUGUUGAAUAUGUUUUAACACCACCCGAGGAUAUUAUUAUGCCAGCAACAAUCAGAACACCAGCAUUAUGGGCAAUUGGAGACAACAGUAGUAGUACACAUGAUGCAUUUAAUAAUUUUGUAGCUACUAAUAACAAUAUGAAUAGAUCAAAUUAUCAAAGAAUUAAAAGAACAUAUGAUCCAAAUAAUAUUGCUAUUGGAGAGGAUAAUGGUGUCGGUGUCGGUAAUUCUGGUUAUACUGUAAUCAACUCACCGUUAAGUCAACAUGGUGAUGGAAGAAGAAACUCUCAACACUCUAGCAGCUACUGUUUGGGAGUUGGUCAAGUAAGUCGAAAAUUUAAAAGUUUAAAAGUACAUCCAUCCAAUGGGGGUGGAAGUGCUGGAAAUACUCAUGAAUACCCCCAAACAGUGCCAGAUUGUAGAGCUCCGAACGAAUUAAGAAAAUUACAAAUGUAG
Messenger RNA from Entrophospora candida, 3675 nucleotides. NCBI's taxonomy places the organism in Eukaryota, Fungi, Glomeromycota, Glomeromycetes, Entrophosporales, Entrophosporaceae. The record is from the annotation of a GenBank genome assembly.